AUGCUGGCGUUGACUUUAUUAUCUGCAUUCCUCUCAAAUGAUCCAUGCACUAGCGAUGGAGUUGUAUGUAGCAACCAUGGCGUUUGUGAAGAGCAGGAUGGCAUCAGGCUGGGUUGUACCUGUUACGAUGGUUUCUAUAGCCCUGGCCCGGGUCUCUGCUACGAUCUAGCUUGUAAAACAGAGGUAGGCAUUUGUAAUAACGGUGGUGCUUGCGUCAAUAAAGAUAAUGGCAGGAUGGGUUGUGUCUGUGACUUGCUCCAUCUUGGCGAGCAUUGUGAAUCCUGCAACCCUAAAACAGCUAUGUUACUUGAUAAUGUGUGUGUUCCUAUCUUAUGUACUAUAAAGCAUCCGACAGACAUUAGCCUUUCUCAAGUUUGUGGCGGAGGAGGCCACCCAAUUCUUCUGGACAACGGGCAUUACAGUUGUAAUUGCACCAAGCCAGGAUACCUACACAUGGGCAGUGUCUGCAUCCAUCAAUCCUGCAUUUCACAAACCGGUGAAAUCUGUGGUGGCAAUGGCGUCUGUUUAAACAUGAAGUGUGUUUGUUACAAAGGCCAUAAUGGCGCAUUGUGCACUUUAGAAAAGCCACUAGUUUUCUGUGAUGAAGGUUAUACUCGUAUAGGAUCUGACUGCUUUCCAGAUGAGUGCCUGUCCCGCGGGCUUGUGUGUGGGUCAAAUGGGCGCUGCGUUGACGGAAAGAAGCCAAAGUGUCUAUGCAACAAGGGCUUUGAGACCGUUGGCUCAGACCUUUGUGUCCCAAUGGAAUGCAUUAAGGACGGAGCUGUUUGCCCACAUGGAAACUGUGUUCUCUUAGAGGCAGCCAAGAAUUAUGAGUGUGUAUGUUCCCCUGGAUAUGUACAAGCUUCUGAUGGCACGUGCAUAAGCCAAUCGUGUGUUAGCUCCAUUUCAGACGAAGGACUGGUCAUUUGCCACAAUAGAGGACUGUGCAUAAAUGAUACCUGUCUAUGUAACAAUAAUUUUGGUGGUAUAAAAUGCAGUAGCUGUAACUCAGGAUUUGUAUUUGUGCAGGCAGAAGAGGACAGCCAAGGGAGGUGCAUUUCCGUGAACUGUUUGUCAUAUGCUGUGAGUAAUGUAGCGCAACAAAUUGUUCGCUUUCGAGAGAUACCGGAUAAUUACAAUUCCUCUCUUUUAGUCUGUGAUGGGUUUGGAGUGUGUGAAGCCUCAUCCAGCCUAAAGAGCAACAGCUAUCUAGAUUACAAGUGUCACUGCAGUCCAGGAGCCAUUCCUUACAAAAAUCGUUGCUAUUCUACCUUUUGCUUCAACGCUUCAACUCCAAAUGUAAUCUGUAACAACCAUGGAUACUGCAAGGGAGGUACAUGUGUUUGCGAUGUUGGGUAUGGAGGUUUUUCGUGCGAGCUCAAUCUAAUAUCAUGCCCUUUUGGGACUCUUGAUGUCCAAGGAAGCUGUAUACCCGAAGCUUGUGUCACCGAUGGUAGUAUCUGCAACGGGUUGGGGGACUGUGUAGACACAUUGGUUUACAAUGAAACAUCUGGCCUUCCUGUCUAUAAAUGUCUCUGCCGAGGUGACUUUCAGUUCGUGCUCGGACAUGGGUGUGUCCAUCCAGCAUGUAUUGAUCCUAUCACUAAUGCUGUUUGUGAAAACGGAAAAUGUAUUACUGCAGGUGCCAAGCCCUUUUGUCAAUGCGACCCUGGGUUCAUUGGCCUUCAGGUGGAAGAGCACGAAGGUAUAAUUUGUGUUAGCGCUUCUUGUGUAACUUUUGGGAAUUCCAUUUGCAACAGGAAUGCAGGAAAAUGUAUUAAGAAGGGCAUCUCUGGGAAUACCAUGGUCUAUGGCUGCGCUUGUGAGCCUGCUUAUACAGGAACUCACUGUGAGCAUUGUUCAUCGCAGGCUAUGUUAAUUGAUGAUCGUUGUUAUCCACCUGAGUGCCUUAUGCCUGCGUCCUCCCACAAUCCUAGCCUUCUUGUCUGUGGUGGACAUGGACAAUGCUCUUAUCACCUUGUCGAGGAGGGUGCAGACAAUUAUGAGUAUGUCUGCCUUUGUAAUCCCGCCUCGAUAGUUGUCGGUAACACGUGCACAAUGCAGAGCUGCGUAAACCCGGUGGAUCCUACCAAGAUUUGCUCUAAUGCUGGGUACUGCAACUCUAAAGGCAUAUGUGUGUGUGACCCAAAUGUCAAGGGAGAGUACUGCGAAACAAUCUCUAUAGUGUGCUUGCCUGGUGAGACUUUUGUGGCUGGCGCCUGUGUUCCUAACGCCUGCAUCUCGAGCCUCCCUUCCCCGGCCAUUUGUGGAGGUCACGGUACUUGCUCCAAGAUUCAGAACGAGUUCAAGUGUGUCUGUGAUCCUGGGUAUGUCUUCCUUCCAACCAUGAACCAGGAGAAGCUUUACGGCUGUGUUCCCAAGGCAUGCAACGUCUCUGGAGUCUACUGUCCCUACGGCGAGUGCCGUGAAAUCAACAAGGUGCACUCCUGCCACUGCAAACAGGACUUCAGGAAGAUAGAGGAGAGAUGUGUCCCUAGGUUAUGUGUUGCAAAGAACAAGCUUGGGGAACUUACCGAGUGCUCUGGCCACGGAGACUGUGUAGCAUUGACUAAUAGAACCAGCUAUCCAAUUUACAGUACAGAGGCACAUAUACAUUUCCUUUCUCAAUCUGAUAAUGUGGUACAUAAAUUUCAAUGCGCAUGCAAGGAGCUCUACACGGGGGCUCUCUGCUCAACCUGUGUCCACGGGUCGGUAGCCACAGACGACGGGCACUGCACUCCCGAACACUGCUUGACAAUCAGACAUGAUAACAGCACAGCAGAAUGCAAUGGCGCGGGAGUAUGCACAAAAAUCCUUGGGAAGUGGCAGUGCGUCUGCGUCCAUCAUGGAGCGACCCCAGAAAGGACCUGCCAACCAGAUUCUUGCUUUGCAGAAGGCAGUGCCUUAGCAUGCAGUGGUCACGGAGUUUGUCACAGAGAUGGCUGCAUCUGUAAUGCAGGGUUCUCCGGGUCUGCGUGCGAGAGUGCCGCUUCUCUCGAGGGCAGCAGCCUUCCCACUGACGCGCAACAUCAGCAGCCGACGCCAACAGCCAAGACAACCCGCAAGCACCUGCCUGGACGGAUGCUCCACCACGAACCCGCGGGCUCGUCUGACUCCCAGAACGCCGCAGCUAGAGCGGAUCAGAAGAAGGAGACGCAGGGCCAGCAGCACACAGCGCCAGAGGCUGCGCUGCGCGUGGUCAACGUACACCCCUCCAACGGCACCUGUCCCCAGGACUACUCUCCUCUGGAAGGGCUGUGCUACCCGACCGAGUGCGUCGUUGGAGAGCGGCUCUGCGGAUACCCCCACAUGCUUGAUAAGAGCAUCAGAAACAACAAUAGCACGAUCUUCGCCGACGGCUUCGUGGCAAACCUGACGAGCUCUCUGCUCUGCCGACUGGACCACUCCACGGCGAGGCACCAGUGUCUGUGUGUGCCGCCAUUCAAGCACAUUCCGGACCACGGGUGCGCCCCGGCGGGGUGUGUUUCGGACACGGGUCUUGUGUGCCCGCACGGAGAAUGCCUGUACAGUGAUGGAGAGUACUUGUGCAAGUGUGAGGACGACUUCGUGAUGCUGAACAGCACGUGCGUGCACGCCCAGUGCGUGAAGAACGGGGCUGCCUGCAACUGGACGCCCAAGGCGAGGGGCGGGACGUGUGUACAGAACGCUACGGGUGCAUGGACCUGUCAGUGCAACCCGGGCUACGUUGGAAGGCACUGCGACCUCUGCGACAAGGGCAUGACGGCCGUCGAUGGGGCCUGUGCGCCCCACAAUCUGGUGAAGCUAUACGCCAACAAGACGCGACUGGUCUGUGGGGGUUCGGGGAGGAUUGUCGGGGACGCUCCAGCCGCCCUUGCGUGCCAGUGCGACGAGGACGCGGUCCCCCAUGGCCAGCUGUGCGCCAGCAAGAAGUGCCUGAACACCCGUCUGGCUGGGAGUGUGUGCACAGGGCACGGGGAGUGCUACAAGGACGCCUGUGUCUGUGCCGAGGGCUACCACGGGGAUAUGUGUGACUGUCGUGUGAGGAACAUCGGGGCCGUGGCGGGGGUGACGGCGAGCACGGCCGUCUUCUUCGGGCUCCUCUUCCUGUCUGCGGCCAGGUGUCACAGGACGCCCGCCCGGUAG
This is a messenger RNA of Giardia duodenalis, 4125 nucleotides long. RefSeq names its product High cysteine membrane protein Group 2. The transcript has a single exon. The record is from RefSeq and is a predicted model, not a curated record. The coding region runs from base 1 to 4125 and encodes 1374 amino acids. Lineage: Eukaryota; Fornicata; Diplomonadida; Hexamitidae.